CAUCAUUCCAAGUUUGAGUGGCCGAGUAGAAGGUUGUGCUUUAGUGCAGUGACGUUGAUUUCGCGUGAAAUUUUGCAACCUAUUGAAGGGAAAAAAAUCAAUUAGCAGCAACAAUGCAGGAACACAACGGAAGGAAGGAAAUCUCGGAGGAGCCACCGAUGAGCCGUCUGUUUGUGAUUUGUGGCAAAAACAUUACCCAGGAGCAGCUCACACGCCAUUUCCAAGAUGCCGGUGAAAUCGAGGAGUGCGUCGUCAUUAUCGACAAGAAAACCGGCCAGGGCAAGGGUGUUGCGUAUGUUAAAUUCACCAAAACAUCCGCGGCAGCCCGAGGUCUCGCGAAAAAUGGAACCAACAUUGAGGGUCAAACACGGCCGAUAAAAGUGAUGAUUUCCGCUAGCUACCAAAAGAAGAAGGAAGAUGGUGCUCCUACGGAAGUAAAUGAAUACAAAUUCCGUCGUCUGUUUGCGGUGGUUCCCAAUUCAAAGGAUGAGGAUACGAUCAGAGAGGAAUUUUCCAAAUUUGGAAACGUAACCCAGAUCCGGCUGGUUCCGGACAAAAAGAAUCUAAGCCAGUGUGCAGCGUACGUUACGUUCAGCAGUUUUCUGGAAACAGCCCUGGCCAUUGAAGGUUGUCCGGCCUCCUACAGGGCCAAGUUCUGUCUUCCACGCGAUAGCUUGAAAAAGGGUGAUGAUAGAGACAGUGGUAGUAAAUUUGGUUCCUCCAAUGGAUCCGCUCGGAAAAGGACUCAUUCACCGGAAUCUCAUCGGUCCGGGGGAGAUUUCAAACUGGUCGUCAUUUGCAGCAGCUGUCUGAAUCAGGAUCGCCUAUGGAGGAUUUUUGACAUUGCUCCUGGAAUGAAGUACUGCAAUAUUGUUACGCAAAACGACAUAAAUACAACUGCAUGCGUAGUUUACUCGAGCCGCGAGGAGGCCCAACGCGCAGUAGAAAAAAUUCACGGCCUAGAAUAUCCCUUCGGAGAACGUAUAAUUGUCCGACACGAGGACGAAUUCCGUGAGGAAGUCUGUUCGAAUGAUAUGCUGUCUCAGCUUGGCCCGCCAAAGCCCAUGUUAAACCCACAGUCAACUUUCUGCGCGAAGAAAGCCUUCUUCAUCUGUAUGCCGGAGGCUGUUUCUGUAAAACUACUGCAGGACGCUUUCUGUCGGUUUGGCGAUCUUAUCAAUGUGUACGUAAUUCCCGGAAAACGGCACGGAUAUGCUGCGUUUGCCAGUGAAGUCGCUGCCGAUCGAGCCAUCCAACAGUUGCACGGAAUGCAGCUGGGUGAUUGCCGGCUUAAGGUGCUUGAGUGUAUGGAACAAAAUGACAACAAGAGGCAGCGACCGAUGGAGCAGUAGGCGGUUGGAGUUAAUUAAAUGGACAUUUGAACAGGAAACGCCACAGAAAGAACGAAUAUAACGAAACAACAAGGAAAAAUUGAGGCAAGCUCUUGAAUAACAAAUUCUUUUCCGAACAAUGGGAAACAAAUAGAAAACAUUUACUCUCAUGUAGACGCUAACUGUCAGACGAAUGGAUUGUAUGAUUCAAUUUAAUGAAGUAGAAAUUCACAUCAAUAGGAAUGUAGAGAACAAAACAAAAUAAACUAUAAGCAUUGAUAACCGGACGAUCGAACGGGAAAGAAACUUGAUAACUAAUGAUUCAAUGGAAAAUGAAAAAAGUAACAUUCAAGUAAAUGAGAAAUUGAAUCUAGGAAACCAUUUGAAUCAUUUCAUUAAAUUAAAUAACUUAUUUAAGAUUAAAAAAUAAUGUAACUGAUAACAAUAGCCGUUUUAUUGUGCAAGUAAACACAUAAAUCAUAAUGACUGAAAUGGAAGGAGUGAAAUAUAACUAGGAAUAUCAA
Topomyia yanbarensis is the source of this 1855-nucleotide messenger RNA. Its product is annotated as RNA-binding protein 45-like. The transcript has 4 exons. The record is from RefSeq and is a predicted model, not a curated record. The coding region runs from base 114 to 1352 and encodes 412 amino acids. Gene Ontology annotation, molecular function: RNA binding. Lineage: Eukaryota; Metazoa; Arthropoda; Insecta; Diptera; Culicidae.